Messenger RNA from Amoebophrya sp. A25, 3151 nucleotides. The record is from the annotation of a GenBank genome assembly. NCBI's taxonomy places the organism in Eukaryota, Dinophyceae, Syndiniales, Amoebophryaceae.
CGGGCCAACCUUGGUCCUACAGAUUUUUCUCAUGACGCAAUUUUACAACUUUUAGUGUGCUGACUGAGUUUUCGCAAAGAUGUCGUCAGGUUUGAUUGCUGUGCAGCAGGCUUUGGCUCGCCGAGAGGAGAAGAGGCUGAGGCAACUGAAGAAAAGUCUGCAACAAAAAACGCUCUUGCACAAAGCAAGGAGGGAUGUCUGCACCCGCUUCACUCGAUUGAACGGAGGCAUGGUGCGCACUUAUGCGGAUAAAUUUGCAGACGUGGUGAUGGAUGCGGAGCAGCAGGUUGCUGAUGUUGUUGCCCGUUCCGAGCAAGUAGCACGCGAACUUGAGUCACUACGGCGGCUCAAAUCGUUGGAUGCCGAUGACGCACGGGUGGAAGAGGAGGCAAUGGCGACAAAACCGGCGGAGGAAAAUAAGGACCACGCGAUUGGAACGGGAAGCGGAAGCAUACCAACAACCGACGAAGGUCGUGGUCCCUCUAAAUCCAAGCUGUCGUCCGCCAUAGCCACAGCAGCUUCGGCAACAUCCUCUACGCGAUGGCGCAGCAAGGGGGCUUUGUCGCGGCAAGAUAGCCCUUUAAAAGCAAUAGGAGGCGCUAAAACGGAGACCCGGCAACCUUCAGCUUCUACUGCUUCUCUGAGUAAAAAGUCAACGAGCGCGUUUCGUUCGACCUCGCCAGCGGCGUUUCUGCAAACGCGGCUACCCUUCCGCGAGUCAUUGCCAAAUCGCCGAUCAUCGUUUUUCAGCCGGUACCGAGACGCGCAACAAAAAGUCAAUGAGUAUUACGUAAGCGGAGAGCAGCCUCUCGACGCUGAAAUGUUGAUGCCCUCGGACCCACCGCCUGCUCCAAACACGCGACGGAAGUUUAUUUUCCAUUCCAUGGAGUGUAAUCCCGUAUGGGACGCCUCUAGCAAGAGGUUAUGCAAGCAACGCGACGCGGAAGUUGGCACCUUGAGAGCACUGGCGGAGGCUCUAGUAGCUUCGGGAAACUGGGAAGGAGAGAUCGUACAUGGCGCAGGACGACAGCGAAAGGUCGCUGAAAGGUUCUCGUGUGCAAAAAGUGGUAGUCACAAAGGUCAUUGGCAGCAGAAUAACCAAGUCCAAAGUGAAGUAACUAGUUCUUCUAGCGAUAUGGUGCACUUCCGUUGUGGGUUGCGACGCACGGAUAUCGACGCUCUGCCGGCAGAUCUGCCUUUCUUCGUGGAAGCCGAUGGCCUGCCACACUUUCAAGUCUUCAACUACAUGCCUUUUGCAUGCGCACAGCUGACAACAAAAUCUGGGCUUACGCGAAAUUUGAUGCAUUUUGUGGACCUCCAUAGACUUCGCUUAGGCCACGAACUUGGGAUCUUUGCUCGUCGGGGUCCGCCACUGCUUCCGAAACCGGAAGAGGAACUGAAUUUUCUUGACGAAGAAGGGCAAAAUGAUGGAUUGAAAGCGAAUAAAGAAAAAGAAGUUGGGUCGAUAGUCGUUGCGAAACCAGAAGACAUGCAGUCGCAAAAUUCGGAUUUUCAGAAGACAAAUGCGUCCUUCACUGCCGCUCGGCCUGAAGCGCGUGCGGACUUCCUAGCGAGGAUCUGCGGAGAUCCUGACUUUCGGGUAGGUUUUCCGGUUUCUUUUGAUCUUUCUCAUACCGAUGCGCGGGACAGGUUUCGUCGUUCCUUCCAAAAGCAACAGGUUCGCGCUCUUGUCUUCUCGGCCCUCCAUUGCUAUAAGGCGACAUCGAAUGAGGCAGAAGCUAAUACUCUGGAAGAAAAGUUUGGGACCCCUGAUUAUAGCCCUCCGAGACCGAAAGUUUCAUAUCCUCGCUUGCGCUUGGCUUUGAAGCUUUUUUUGAAACCAAAACUGGAUAUCAGCGCUAAGGAAUGGAAAAUACUGUCAACGGAAGCCUUGAAGUUGCACAAAGUUGUGCUGAAUACAAGAAGCCCGAGUAAAGCAUGUGGCGAGUUAACUCAGGAUAAGGCUGUUGAUGAUGAAAAACAGAAAGGUGCUGCGUCCCCCGUGCUCCAACAAGCGGAGUCGAAAAGUUCGCCUCUAACGCCGAUAAGCCUGAAACAAUUGCGGGAACUUUUGGAAAGCGAUGACUUCUCUGAUGUACUGAGACUUGACGAGAGUGGGUGUUGGACAGGCCUUGACGGUCCUGAGAAUCUGUGGAUUGUCAAGCCCGCUAAUGCGGGACGCGGGGAAGGCAUCCGCGUUGAGAAUCGUCUAGAGAAUUGUAUGAGGAUGAGCAGUGGAAUCGUGCAGAAAUAUAUCGAGCAACCUCACUUGAUUGAAGGCCGGAAAUUCGACAUGCGGCAGUGGCUCGUGCUGACGAGCUGCGGGAACACGGCAGCUUCGUCCUCGGCAACAAAGCAGAUGACAUGCCAGAAAGGGGAGGAUCGCGUUGACACGACGAAGAGGAAUGACUCUGAUGAUCAUGAUAUGCAAGAGCGGCAAAAAAUUGAAGGUCGUCUGGCGAAAAUAGACGAGGAUGAAGACCAGGACCAAAUACGUGCCUGGUUUUAUGACGACUGCUAUUUGCGUUUGGCGGGUCGCGCGUAUUCAACUGAUACCGCUGACAAAUUUGUCCAUCUUACAAAUAACUGCAUCGUACGGCACACGCCCGAUUUGGAAGAUUACGAAGCUACUAUGUGGCAUUCAGAUCGGUAUGCGAAGUUUUUGGAGGACGAGGUAGCAAACCCAAGGCGGGUCGCUUGGUCAUCGUUGCAGGAUCAGAUGAAAACGAUAGCACGGCUGACGUUAGAGUGCACAAAAAGUACGAUAGCGGAUCGCACACACUCGUAUGAACUUUUUGGCUAUGAUUUCAUGGUUGACGCGUUCGGAAAAGUGUGGCUUCUAGAGGUGAACUCGUCGCCCGAUCUCUCACACUCGACAAACAUCACAGCGGGACUUACUCGCGCAAUGGCGCAGGAUCUCGGUAAACUCAUUUUCGAACACGAAAAAUUGGGCUUGAUGGACGCUGUGUCUCUUAGACGACAAACGACCAAAGAAAAGUCGGCGGAUGACGGAAUCUUGGGACGGUUUUCUAGGUUGUAAGUGUUGAAAGAGUUUUUCUUUUUUGAUGUACUGAGUUAUAACAAGACGACCUUGCGGCCCUCGCUUGUGGCACGAGGCACGAAAUUGUUUACUGAUGCACGUAAAAACCAG